AUGAGGGUCAGUGAGGGUCACCCAAUCCCAGCACGAAACUCUUCGAAACUCGCUUCCCCCUCGACUCCUCCAGGUGUUGUAACAUUGCAGAAAUCAAACGGGACGAAAACUCAUGGAGAUAUGCAACUCCACCCAUGCAAAAUCAGAAACUGUGACGAACAUCGAUUCCUCGUCAUUCCCUGCAAGAACGUUUUGAACUCCAAAGGCCUCUGA
Sclerotinia sclerotiorum 1980 UF-70 is the source of this 213-nucleotide messenger RNA. RefSeq lists its product with no specific name. The transcript is spliced from 2 exons. The record is from RefSeq and is a predicted model, not a curated record. Lineage: Eukaryota; Fungi; Ascomycota; Leotiomycetes; Helotiales; Sclerotiniaceae. The coding region runs from base 1 to 213 and encodes 70 amino acids.